Protomyces lactucae-debilis is the source of this 810-nucleotide messenger RNA. RefSeq lists its product as uncharacterized. The annotation marks the transcript as partial. The transcript has a single exon. The record is from RefSeq and is a predicted model, not a curated record. NCBI's taxonomy places the organism in Eukaryota, Fungi, Ascomycota, Taphrinomycetes, Taphrinales, Protomycetaceae.
CAUACACAGGCUCGCACUUGCGUGGCGAGAGUUUAUGCGCAAAACUGGCAAUAGAUCAGGGUUCCUGCAGCUGCGCGUCUCUUACGAUCACAAGCCUGCCUUAGACUAAGCUAUCGCUGGCAAGUAAAGCCUUCCACAUCGCACUGCUCUCAGCUCUGCUCCUCACCCGCUCGGGGCUCCUGCUAUUCAUUUUUCUCUCAGAAGCUCAAAAGCAGCUAUUCUCCAAGUCAGCUCAUCUUAAAUUUGAACAUUCUCCUGUUCCUGUCUCAAGAGUCAAGUGCACUCAGAAGAACUCUUUAAAUAGCUUGUGGUUUAGUCCGUCAUUCUGCUACCAGAUCAGCAACUGCAACUGCGACUGAAACUACAAACGCCGUCGAUGGCUGCCGACGAGACAUCACUUGCUACGCUGAGGCCAAAACCCUCUCUUGCUACCACUGCGCAAUAUCUUAGGGCAUGGCGCAAAUAUGUUGAAAAGAUCGACAGAUUUGUGGGAGACACUGUUACCGGAGAUUACUUGCCAAACGACUUCUUCAUCGUCCGCGUCGUCAGAGACAAGGAGGAGGGCGCAUGGUAUUGGUAUUAUCCUGAUUCUCUAGUGCCGAACCACAACAAUCGAGUCUCUUUUAAAAGCCUUUUGGACGAGGUAUUAUUUCCGGAGUCAGCACAUACGCAGCUCGACAAGAUUCAGCGAGCCGAGGUAAGGCCAAAGGAUGACAAGAUACAUGAUUGACAAGCAUAUAGCGUAUCAACGACAUCUACACUCAGCGACCUCAUCUCGAUGAGACCACGUUAACCGUUGGUGAUUUUGCU